UUUAUCGAAUGCAGGAUAUAAGAAUUUGGGGCUGGACAGAAGACUUGUUUGGAUAUUCUGUUGCUUUUGUUCUUCACUUAGCCAUGGAAAGUGGUGUGCAUAAACUGGAUGAAACAGAGUUCAAGGAGUGUUUGAACUUGACUUGGAAGCAACCAUAUGUUUUGCGUCUUGCAUUUUCUGCUGGCAUCGGAGGCCUCCUCUUCGGCUACGACACUGGUGUUAUUUCGGGCGCACUUCUUUAUAUUCGAGACGAUUUUCAGGCAGUUGAUAAGAAGACAGUCUUACAGGAAACCAUUGUGAGCAUGGCUGUAGCUGGAGCUAUAAUUGGUGCAGGCAUUGGUGGAUGGAUGAAUGAUAGAUUUGGGAGGAGAUUUUCAAUUCUGUGGGCCGACUUUCUCUUCUUCAUUGGUGCUAUCGUCAUGGCUGCUGCUCCGUUUCCUGGAAUAAUCAUCCUCGGUCGGAUCUUUGUGGGUCUGGGAGUCGGGAUGGCUUCCAUGACUUCACCCCUAUACAUUUCCGAAGCUUCUCCCGCUAGAGUCCGAGGUGCCCUCGUUAGCACUAAUGGACUCCUAAUCACAGGAGGACAGUUUUUGUCCUACAUUAUCAAUCUGGCCUUCACCAAGGCUCCUGGAACCUGGCGUUGGAUGCUUGGAGUAGCGGGAGUUCCAGCUUUUGUUCAAUUUAUAUUGAUGUGGUGGCUUCCGGAGUCUCCUCGGUGGCUCUAUAGAAAGGACCGGAAACAAGAAGCCAUCGAUAUUUUGAGGAAGAUAUACCCUCCCCAUGAAAUCGAAAAAGAGAUUGAGGCCUUGCGGCUAUCUGUCGAAGCUGAAAUAGCCGAUGAAAGUUCUACCGGAGAAACCAAUAUCUUUCUUAAAAUAAAAAAUGCAUGGAAGAACGUCGUCGUCCGGAGAGGGCUCGUCGCUGGUAUCGGUUGCCAGGUGGCCCAGCAAUUCGUAGGCAUCAACACAGUCAUGUAUUACAGCCCCACUAUUGUUCAGUUGGCCGGUUUCGCUUCCAACAAAACUGCAUUGGCACUCUCCCUCAUUACCUCGGGUCUUAAUGCCGUUGGUUCCAUUGUCAGUAUCUGUUUCGUCGAUAGAGUUGGGAGGAGAAAGCUGCUUAUUGGUAGCUUGAUAGGAAUCAUAGUAAUGCUUGGGCUAUUAACCGGCAUAUUUAUCGGUGCUGAAAAAAAUUCCCCAUCUGUUGGUAGCCAAGAGACCGCACAUUUUUCGAACUAUACAUGUCCAGCUUACAAAGCAGCCCCAAGCGCUUCAUGGACUUGUAUGAAAUGCUUGAAAGCAUCAUCGGAUUGCGGAUUUUGUGCUCAUGGAGGCAACCAUCUUGGUCCUGGUGCAUGUUUGGUGUCGGAUCCAACCGUAAGGACCGCAUGCCAUGGUGAGCACCGUGAGUGGUACACCAGAGGAUGCCCCAGCAAUUUCGGAUGGUUGGCAUUGGCCGGACUAGCGUUAUACAUCAUUUCGUAUUCCCCAGGAAUGGGGACCGUCCCUUGGAUUGUCAACUCGGAAAUCUACCCGUUGAGAUAUAGGGGCCUCUGCGGAGGGAUGGCUGCGGUCGCCAACUGGGUCUCGAAUCUCAUCGUCUCACAGUCAUUCUUAUCCUUAACAGAAGCCAUUGGAAGUUCAUACACAUUCCUUUUGUUUUGCGUGGUGUCUUGCGUUGCGCUCGUCUUCAUCUUCCUAUUUGUGCCAGAGACAAAAGGAUUGCCAUUUGAAGAGGUUGAGAAGAUGCUGGAGAAUAGUAAUUGGAUGAUUGGAAUGAAAAGCUCGGUCGAGGCCGAAACCAGUCAUUCAAAAUGACCAUUGUUUUUCCAUCUGAAAUCAAGCAUGUCAGAAGUUUGGAUUCCACAAAUGAAUUGAAUUGCAAAUAUGAAAGCAACGUAAUUUCGAUUUGGAGAUCAGCCCGCUUAUGUUUGUGCUCAGGAGAAGAUACAGUUUGGUCCAGUAGAGUGGCUAUUGCAAUUCAAUUCAAUAGUGCAUCCAAACGGACGUUUAGCUCUUGGUUUGUUUCGUUUGAUCACAGGCGUUGGCAAUGUGUUGUUCUAAUGACAAUGUACUUUGGAAGAUGGUUUUUAUUUAUUUUCUGACUGAGUCAUCCAAUACCACCCAUAUGAUAGUGUUUUCUUGUGAAAGGAAAGACUUCUUUGAAGGAAA
Molecule: messenger RNA, 2171 nt
Organism: Magnolia sinica
Lineage: Eukaryota; Viridiplantae; Streptophyta; Magnoliopsida; Magnoliales; Magnoliaceae
Product: probable inositol transporter 2
Exons: 6
Coding region: 9-1817 (602 amino acids)
Biological process (GO): transmembrane transport
Cellular component (GO): membrane
Molecular function (GO): myo-inositol:proton symporter activity
Source: RefSeq, a predicted model, not a curated record